AUGUCGAACGGUACCGCGUACCCAGACGUGCUGUCGAACGUCGACAUGCCCGGAAGGAGCGCCCCCGCCGCCGCUGCCGGCUCUCGGCUCAACAUUACCGUGUGCGACCCCGUGAAGCAGGACCAGGGGAUAAACGCCUACAUCACGUACAAGGUCCACACGAGCACCGACCGCCCGGACUUCCAGUACGGGCAGUUCACGGUGAUCCGGCGGUUCAAGGACUUCGUCUGGCUCAGCCACCGCCUGGAGGAAGAGUUCCCCGGCAUGGUAAUGCCCGCCCUGCCGGUAAAGAUGGUGGUGGGGAAGUUCGACCAGACCUUCGUCGAGAAGCGGCGGAAGGAGCUGGAGAUCUUCCUCAACAGAGUGGCCGCCCACGGGGAGCUUUCAGCCUCUCAGUACUUCAAGACCUUCUUGCAGGCGGAUGACGCCGGCCUUGCGGACACCAAGGACAAGGAGAAGGCGGAGCGGGUGCCCGUGGGGCCCCACCACGUGCUCCGCUGGUUCGGGGAGGUGGCGACGCAUGUCAAGACCCAGGUGGACAAGGCGAAGAAGGAGGAGAUCUCUGCCAAGACGCCUGCGGACAUCAAGUUCGAGGAGAUGCAACAGUACGCCAACAACCUGGACGUUCAGAUGCAAAACGUAGCAAGGCACACAACGGCGCUGGUGAAGAAGCAGGAGCAGCUUGGCUCGACAAUGUUCGAGUUCGGCGUGGCCUUCACCCUGCUGGCAAAUGCAGAAGAGGACAAGGCGCCCCUUGGGCAGGCGCUGCUGCAGCUCGCACACGCUGCGGACGAGGUGUCCGUCCAGGUGAAGAAGCAGGCGCAGCAGGAGGCGGAGCACUUCGAGGGCCCCGUGCUGGAGUACGGGCGUAUGACGACGGCACUCAAGACGGCUCUGCACAAGCGCAACGAGAAGAAGAUCACCUACAUGACGGCGGCUCACGACCUCGAGGCGAAGAAGGCGCACCACAGCAAGGUGGCGGGGUUGGGGGGGGACCGCCAGGACCGAGUGGCAGCGGCGGAGGACGCGGUGGCCACGUCAACAACGGCCCUCGAUAAGGCCCGCAGGCAGUACGAGGAGGUGUCCGAUCGGGUCGUUCGGGAGUUCGCGCGGUUCCGGCGAGACAAGGCGGCGGACAUGAAGAAGAUCAUCCUCGACUACGUUAACGUGCAGGUGGAAGCGACGAAGAAGCAGGAAGAGGCAUGGCAAGCUCUCAUUCCGCACAUCGAGGCCAUGGAGCUGGAGGGCAGCGGCGAGGGCGAUGGCACCGGAAUGGGAGGGCCCGACGGCAUGAUCGGGAUGUAAAAGUGUGAAUGAAAUAAGCAAGGUGCAUGGAAAACGUCGACCACAAUCAGCAGAAGGAAGACGAGGUUUGAUCAAUUUAUGCACGGGUUGGUUGAGGGGACCUUUUCGUUCUCGCUGCAUGGGGGUGUGUGGCCAAAAAAGUGGGUGGAAAAGGCUUUCUCGCCUUUAGGGGAUGGGUGGAAGGAAAGCGUUUUUCAAGGGAGAGGUGCGCACGGGAGUGUGAUGCUCGAUACCAGGACGGCGGCGCAAAGAGGUUGGGCAAGGUGGAGGUGGGAUAUAUUGUCCGUGGCCAAACACAGCCUUCACAUGACCUGGUGCUGUCAUUUUUGUAGGCUACAGCAGUAUUGCGGCGAUGUUUUUGUUACGAUUCGGCCCGGAUGUGGUCUGGCCGAUCAGGUGGGCCGCUUGUGGGAUGGUGUAAAUUGUGGUGGCCACUGAGCAAACUCUGCCUGCUUUCAGCUAGACCCGGUGUUUCUCCGAUUCUGCGUAGGUUAAGACGUUAUACUACGUACAGGUCGCGUUUGAUUUUGGAAAAGAGGCGUUUUCGUUUAAAUCUGGAAAGAGGCGUUUUUUACAUGUGUAUUUGGGGCUUGUCAGUGUCUUCACUCUCGCAUGUCUGCUAGUUUUUUUUGUUGUUGUCAAGUGGUGAAAAAAGCACGCUACGCGCUGUAGUUGUUCGCGUGUGAUAGUUUGCCAUGCCCCGAUUGUUGUUGUCUAUUGGUG
This is a messenger RNA of Ectocarpus siliculosus, 2028 nucleotides long. The record is from the annotation of a GenBank genome assembly. Lineage: Eukaryota; Phaeophyceae; Ectocarpales; Ectocarpaceae.